Molecule: messenger RNA, 1584 nt
Organism: Solanum verrucosum
Lineage: Eukaryota; Viridiplantae; Streptophyta; Magnoliopsida; Solanales; Solanaceae
Product: pentatricopeptide repeat-containing protein At5g66520-like
Exons: 1
Coding region: 1-1584 (527 amino acids)
Biological process (GO): RNA modification
Molecular function (GO): RNA binding; protein binding
Source: RefSeq, a predicted model, not a curated record
AUGGCUGCUGCUUCAACAAGCGCUCGUGUUCCAUUGCAGAACUUUUCAGAAUUGCAACGCGGAAAGAGGAAUAAAAUCCCCAGCAGUGUUCUGUUGCUCCAGAUGUGUCGCGAAAAGAAGGAAGUCAAGCAAUUACAUGGCCAACUGAUUCUCAAUGGAUUAAUUCAUCGUAUUCCAAAUGGAGCAAAGCUCGUAGAAUCCUAUGUUGGAGUGUCUGAAACUGAUGAUGCAUUGUUAGUCUUCAACUCAUCAAUUCAAUCACCUGAUACAUUUGCUUAUAAUGUUAUGAUCAGAGGACUGAUUCUUAGCAAACGCCCUAUAGAGUCGUUGUUUUUGUAUGAACGAUUAGUAACAGAUGGACUAUCACCGGAUAGCCACACGUAUACUUUUGUUCUAAAAGCUUGUUCCCAUUUGAAAGCUGUUCUUGAAGGUAAAACAGUACAUGCACAGAUAAUCAAGAAGGGAAUAGAACCAAAUACCCAUAUUUGUAGUUCUUUAAUCUCUAUGUACUCCUGUGCUGGUGAUAUGGCAUCUGCAAAACAAGUUCUUGAUGAAUUCUCAGAGCAUAACAAUGUCAUUUGCCCCUUUAACUCCAUGAUUACCGGUUAUAUGAAUGAGGGUCUGGUAGAAGAGGCCAUUGAGAUAUUCGAUACAAUGGGAAAUAAGGAUACAGCUACUUGGAGCGCGAUGCUAUCAGGGUAUGUUAAGAAUGGUAUGCACGAAGACGCGCUUGUCACAUUUCAGAAAAUGAUGAGUUAUAAUGUCCCAUUGAAUGAAUCUUCACUUGUGUGCACUCUAUCAGCCUGUGGAGAGUUGGGAGCUUUGGAUCAAGGAAGAUGGAUACACAAGUAUAUCAUAAACAAGAGGGAAAUUGUAGUGAGUGUCAAUCUUGGUACUGCGUUAGUUGACAUGUAUGCUAAGUGUGGGUGCGUUGAGUUUAGUUACCAGCUGUUCGAGAAAAUGCCUCGGAGAGAUGUUGUAACUUGGGGAGUGAUCCUUUCGAGUUUUGCAACACAUGGACAAGCCAAGUUAUGCUUCCAAUUGUUCGAUGAGAUGAUAGAGUCUGGAGUUGAGCCAAAUGGAGUUGUAUUUGUAGCUAUACUCUCUGCCUGUUCUCAUGCUGGACUCGUCGAACAGGGAUGUCACUAUUUUGAUCAAAUGGUACAUCAGUUCGGAAUAAGACCAUCCAUUGAGCAUUUUGGAUGCAUGGUUGAUCUUCUUGGACGAGCUGGGAGGCUUGCAGAGGCAGAACAGCUCGUUUUAUCAAUGCCAGAAGAACCUAACUCGGUCAUAUUGGGUGCAUUGUUUAAUGCUUGUAGAAUCCAUAACGACGUUGAAAGAGGGAGGCCCCUAUUCAAGCGACUAAUCAAUUUGGAACCCUCACCUGAUCGAUAUAAACUAGCAGCGUCUUUGUUUGCUAAUAAUGGAGCUGAUCAUGAGAUCAGAAAGUUGCUGAAGGAUAAAAUUUUGGAAACUAGAUGUGGCUUGAGCAAUAUUCAGGUGGAUGGGGUUGAUCAUGAGUUCAUGGUCAGUGAUAUCGCGAAUGACAGAGCUCAAGAUGUCUAUGAGACAUUAGGAGGAUAG